Molecule: messenger RNA, 1592 nt
Organism: Dentiscutata heterogama
Lineage: Eukaryota; Fungi; Glomeromycota; Glomeromycetes; Diversisporales; Gigasporaceae
Source: the annotation of a GenBank genome assembly
AAAAGAAAAUGUUUAAGCGUAAGCCAACUUCUCCAGUACCACCACCACCACUUUCAUUUAAUGACAUUUUAUCAGAUUUGAGCCGCUUACAAGCUUACAAUAAGCAAGCGCUUGGCAAAAAAAUAGAUAUUUUAGAAAUAGUCAAUACCACUGAUAGUAAUAACGAAAAUAAUAAAACCGAUGAAUCUGGAGAAAAUUCACAACCUCUAAAGUUCACAACAGCCUCAUCACUUAUUGAGCAUCUAAAUAAAUUACCAGCUGCUAACACUCCAAUAUCUUCAGAAACACUCGAUGCUACAUAUGAUCUUUGUACAAAUUUUAUAAAUGCCAAUGAUCAAUUACUUGUAUCUCGCAGAGAUCUCGAUGGAUUAGGUAUAGAUAUUGAAAGACUGAGGAAAGAAUUAAGCGGGAUAACAGAAACAUUAAAUGAUAAUAAUUCUACGUAUCUUCCAAGAUGUGAUCAACCUAAUAACCAAUCAGAAAAUGAAUUUGUUAUGAGGAAUGGAAAGAUGUCUUCACAAUCUUUCACGAAAAAAAAAGAAAAUAAAAAGUUGAGCACCAGAAAAUCCUCUGGUAUCAUACCACUUCCGAUUUCUGUAUCCAAUACUAGCUUCUUCACAAAUAUAUUUACAACUUUUUUAGCCAAUCGCUUUCCGUUUUUACCCCACUAUUUUACUAGUAGUAUACAAGAAUCACGCGUAAAAACGCGAGGCAAUUUUGAUGCUAAUUCUAAUUCAGUAAUAGUCUCGGAAAAGCAAGCUAUACAAAAGUUAUGGAAGCAAGGAUUUUUUGGGAAAGGAAAUUUAUCAAGAAGUGAGCCUACUUUUGAAUGGAGAAAUGGAAGGAAAGAUAGCAAGGACGUUAUUGAUGUUAGUGAUAAAGGUAAUACUGAACCGACCCCUCUGAUAGACACACUAGAACAUUUACAACUUACAACAGAAGAAGCAUUUUUCUUAAGUUUCGGACUUGGAUGCUUGGAAAUCUAUGAUGCUAAUGAUAAUUUGAUGACUACUCAUGAUUGUUGGAACGCGUUUCGUAUAUCUUCCGUAUCCAAUAUCGCUCUUAAUGUUCCUCAGGAUUCACCAAUAACACAAUUAGAUAAUCCAUUCAUUCUUCAAUAUGUUGUAUAUCAUUAUUUCCGUAGUUUGGGUUGGGUUGUUAAGGGCGGUAUGAAAUUUGGAUGUGAUUAUGUGUUAUACGAGAAAGGGCCUGAAUAUAAACACGCAGAAUAUUGCGUGAUAGUACUUCCAUACUAUCUUUCUGUUACCAACAAUAAGAAUAAUAAUAACUUCCGUCAUAACGUUACGACAUCUUGGCAAUUAAUGUCAAAUUUGAGUAGAGUUUGUGUACAAGUUAAAAAGUCAUUAGUGUUAUGUUAUGUAAUUAUUCCACAAUCACUGCCAGAAUCCAGAUCAAAUUCGCAAACUCAUGAACAAAUUCAACCUUCAACUUCCUCAGAUAAUAACCAACAUCACGUUAACGAUGAAAAUAAUUAUGGUACUAUUGAUUUGAACAACCCAUUCGAAUGUAUAAAACAUUACAAAAUUAAAGAAGUUUUAAUAAAAAGAUGUACGCCGGAAAGGGUCAAAUAA